Messenger RNA from Dunckerocampus dactyliophorus (ringed pipefish), 9518 nucleotides. Its product is annotated as NADH dehydrogenase [ubiquinone] flavoprotein 1, mitochondrial-like. Gene Ontology annotation, biological process: mitochondrial electron transport, NADH to ubiquinone. The record is from RefSeq and is a predicted model, not a curated record. The transcript has 10 exons. Gene Ontology annotation, molecular function: 4 iron, 4 sulfur cluster binding; FMN binding; NAD binding. The coding region runs from base 163 to 1575 and encodes 470 amino acids. Lineage: Eukaryota; Metazoa; Chordata; Actinopteri; Syngnathiformes; Syngnathidae.
GCUCAAAAAGGAUGUGACGCCGCUCUUUAAUCCUCUUAUGUUAAUGAGGCAGUAGCAAAGAAAGAAGCAGCAGCUUCCCCUCCACGUUUCGUGAACAGUUCUCUGUCUGCCAAACAAAAAGAGAAGUAGAUUUCCACAAAGAAGUUUUACUUCUGAAACAGAAUGCUGAGGUCCCGGAUGUUGUGGAUGACUGUGAGGUGUCACGUGACUCCUGGUGUCACUUACUGUACUGCUGCUCAGCCACAGAAGGUGAAAAAGACCAAGUUUGGUCCUCUGAAUGACGAGGAUCGAAUAUUUACGAACCUGUACGGCCGACACGACUGGAGGCUGAAAGGAGCACUGAGUCGAGGCGACUGGUACAAGACCAAAGAGAUCCUCCUGAAGGGAGUGGACUGGAUCCUGAAUGAGGUGAAGACCUCCGGCCUGAGGGGCAGAGGGGGAGCAGGAUUCCCCAGCGGCAUGAAGUGGAGCUUCAUGAACAAACCCAGCGAUGGCAGGCCGAAAUACCUGGUGGUGAACGCAGACGAGGGGGAGCCGGGCACGUGUAAAGACCGUGAGAUCAUGCGUCAUGACCCACACAAGCUGCUGGAGGGCUGCCUGGUGGCUGGGAGAGCGAUGGGCGCUCGUGCUGCUUACAUCUACAUCAGGGGAGAGUUCUACAACGAGUCCUCCAACGUGCAGGUGGCCAUCAAUGAGGCCUACCAAGCCGGGCUGAUUGGAAAGAACGCCUGUGGCUCAGGUUACGACUUUGACGUGUUUGUGAUGCGCGGGGCUGGCGCUUACAUCUGUGGAGAAGAGACCGCUCUCAUCGAGUCUCUUGAGGGCAAACAAGGAAAACCCAGACUCAAGCCUCCGUUUCCUGCAGACACAGGGGUGUUUGGAUGCCCCACCACGGUUUCCAAUGUGGAGACGGUCGCCGUGGCGCCUGCAAUCUGCCGCAGGGGCGGAGCUUGGUUUGCCAGCUUUGGGAGGGAAAGGAACUCUGGAACCAAGCUGUUCAACAUCUCGGGCCACGUCAACACGCCGUGUACCGUGGAGGAAGAGAUGUCCAUUCCCUUGAGGGAGCUGAUAGAGAGGCACGCAGGAGGAGUGAGGGGCGGCUGGGACAAUCUAUUAGGGGUCAUCCCGGGGGGGUCUUCCACUCCCGUCAUCCCCCGUCAUGUGUGCGACGACGUGUUGAUGGAUUUUGAUGAUCUGGUGCGUGCAGAAAGCGCACUUGGCACGGCCGCCAUCAUCGUCAUGGAUAAAUCGACUGAUGUGGUUCGAGCCAUUGCACGUCUGAUUGAGUUCUACAAGCAUGAGAGCUGUGGCCAGUGCACACCUUGCAGAGAGGGAGUGGACUGGAUGGACAAAAUGAUGUGGAGGUUUGUCAGAGGAGAGGCUGCAGUCUCAGAGAUAGACAUGAUCUGGGAGCUGAGCAAGCAGAUCGAGGGACACACCAUCUGCGCUCUGGGGGACGGAGCUGCUUGGCCUGUGCAGGGACUGAUACGUCAUUUCCGUCCAGUCAUGGAGGGUCGCAUCGCUGAGUAUAACGAGAAAAACACUCCACGAGAGCCUGACAUCGAGAUGAUCUAAAUGAAGUUAUAAGGGUAAUCACUUCAAGACCUGACUGUGAUGAGGGAAUUUCCACCAAGUAGGAUUACUCAUUUACAGAUGGAAUAUUUUCAUAGAGCAUAGAAAACUCUUUUCAACCUUCUACAUACGUUUUUUUUAACAUUAGAGCCCUCUAGAUGUGAAAUAACACGCCUAUAGUGACCUUUACACUCAUAUUAUCUUAUUAUAUCUACUAUAUUGGGUAAUAGAAGACAUAUCGAAUCUAACAGACUCACACACACAUCAGUGUUGCUAGGUCCACCCUUAAGCAACUUUGGGCUUGUUUUUGUUUUUUAGUAAAAUUGGUGCAAAUUCCCUAUUGUUUUGGGCUUGUUUUCAGGAAGUUAGUCGCUUAUUUCUCUUGCAACAUUACCGUCACAUUCGUACACCUAGCCUGCAGUUUGUUUCAUUCGAUAUGCUUACUGCAUACCUAUGUAGUAAUAACACUUACAUCCUUAUGCAGUACACACACAACCACUAACUUGUGAGAACACUGCAACUUGUUCCAUGCUAAUGAUAAUGCUUCGUUAGAUACGCACACCCAGGUCUUUGUCUUUGAAUGUGGGAGUACAGUGGAAAAUUGGUUAGCAUCAAUUCCUUCCAAAAUAAUAAUGUAUAAUGUAAAAUGGAAAUCCAUCAGUUUCAAGAAGCCACAAAUGUUAAGGCAAAACCUGUUUUUAUAGUUUUGCUAUUAUAGUUUGACAUGCAGAAACCAAUUGGAAAUUGCAUAUACUGUAAAUGAUUAUUUUCUCGCAAAUUUACAUAUUUAUUCACGAGUUUUUUUUCUCAUAAAUGUACAACCUUAUUCUUGUAAUAUUACAAGUUUUAUCUCGUAAAUGUACGACUUUAUUUUUUGUAAAUUUACGAAUUUAUUCUCGUAACAUUAAAAAAAUUUUCUUACAUUUUCGUAAUUCUCCUAAAUUUAUGACUUUAUUCUCGUAAUCUCAGAUCCACUGUGUAUGUAUGAAUUGAUAACGUACUCUUGCAGGGUGACUAUAAAUAUAUAUAUAUAUGUACAAUAAUUGCUAUUUGAUGAAAACCAGAAAUGUUAAGCAUCCGUGGGUUUUUUUAUUUGUUUUUUUUACAAAAUCAACAUUUUUUCCCCCAUUUUGUGAUACUUGCUUUUCACAGGACGGUGGCGCGUUUGUCCUUAAUAAAUAAAACAGCCAAUGCGAUCCCCCACUUUAUUUCCUAAAAGCACAAAUGAAAUAAUGCCUGCACUAACCCGUCUGUACAAAAACAGAUGGGUUUGUCCAAGAAAAGCUGAUCAUGAAUGUUGAAUGUAAUCGCCACAUUUUUAUUGUUUUUACAAAGACACUAUAUUCAGAAUAUAUUCACAGCUUCUGUCCCAUCAAAUAAAAGUGCCAUUGCUCAUGUGACCAUUACAACAGCAUUGCUUGAAGUCUAUAUGAGUCUUAAAAAUGUUCAUCUUUACACUAUACAGCUGUGCAGAAAAAGAAACUUUGCUUCCUUGGACCGAAAAUAAAGCAAACGGCGGAACGGUGACGGUGAACAUCUGCUACUCCCCCCGCCCACCACCACCUUUCUUUAGGGCGCCAUCCAGAAGGGCAUAGACUGCGGCUGGGGCUGCGUUUUAGCUCGCGGGGGUGGUGGAGGUGGGCAGCGAUAGCCCUGGAUCCAGUCUAAGGAGGUAGUAGGGGAUGCUCCAGGGUUACCUGGCCCUGAAGCUUUGGUGGCUGAGUGGUCGUCUUCUUCGUCGGAGGAAUCGCCUGCAUACGCCACCAAUCCCGUUUUUAUUCUCUUCCCUGCAGGCUCUGCUAGAAAGCGAUAGAGUGCCGCAAAAGAAGCACACAUGCAAAAGGAAGGGGAGAAAGAGGACAAGAAAGCAACCACAACACAACGGCAGCAGCAUGAUUCAAAUAGGAAGAAGCAAAUUAGUUCAGUUCAGUGAAUUCAAACAAAAUUUAUGCCGAGCACAGGACGGGUGGGACAUCCGCAAAACCGCCAUUGGUUAUAGGCCGUCCAAUCCGGCGCCACGGGACAGGUCGUGCCCCACCCCCAAAUAGUAUCCAGCAUCAGCCCCAGAGAUACAUGGAAGAGAAGAAAAACACAGAAAAAAAGAGAAAACACAAAAACAGGAGAGAUUCUCGUUAGUGAGAAUGCAGACUGAUGAUGUCAUCAGAACGGGACAAAAGGACUGAACACUGGACAACAAGGUCAACGUUCCACUUCAACUAUUAGGAGGAGAAUCCUGGAAGAAUCCUACAAAGCAUCAAGGCCAGCUGAGUGUGCUGACCGUAACCUAAUCUGCCUGGAAACAUUUCACAUCCUUUUAUCGUAGCCCUGCAUCAAGUCUUGGGAGGUUCAAAUGUCUAAAAUGAGGGGGGGUCCACUGUCAGUAACAAUGUGACAUCAUUCACUUACCCACAGGGCCUUGCGGUGCCCUCCUCUCUUCCAGCUGCGGUCUCACUACAUUUACAGGCAACAGGGGUGGAGGCAUUAGCUGCCUACUGAGGAAAGAUCAAAAGACAGGAGUUACCCGUUUAUGUAUUUAACACAACAACAAGACGACAGAGUAUUUGGGCCACAUUGCCAAAAAAAAAAUUAUGACUUUAUUCUCGAAAUGUCAUCAUGUUACGAGAAUAACAUCAUAAAGGCCAAAGGUCACAUAAGUCCCCGCUUUUCAUAGCUGUCUCAAGCAAUGACUGUUACGACAUAAUUAAAAUAAUCAGAGAUUUCAAGAAUAGUCGUAAAUUUACGAGAAAAAAAUGGUAACUUAAUGUUACAGGCAUUGCCUGAAACAGCUAUGAAAAGGGGGCACUCAUGUGACCUUUGGCCUUGGACAUGAGGAGGCGGCGGGGUAAGGAAGGCUGAAUGUGAGUGCCACAGCUCUGUUUUGCUGCCACGAGAUAAAUAAAAGCAUUGCUUGAAGCUCUAUUUUCCCUCUGACACGUAAUCUUACAACUUUUUUCAUGUAAAUUGAGGACUUUGUUUGCGUACAUUUACUAUUUUCUCAUUAUAUCACAAGUUUUUUCUCCUAAACUUGCGACUUUCUCGUAAUAUUACGAGCUUUUUCUCAUAAAUGUACAACUUCAUUUUUGGAAUACAGUGUUCCCUCGUUUAUGCGGGGGACAGGUUCCCAGAAUGGCCCGCAAUAAGAGAAAUCCCCCAAGUAGCCAACUUUAUUAGUUUACAAUUAUGUUUUACGGCUGUAAAACCCCUCAAAUGCACUUUAUACACUUUUCUCAAACAGACAUUAAUAUUUCUCUCUCGUUUAAACACUCUCGGAGUUCAAAUUUAGUUUGAAUUGAAACAAUAAAUCUGCAAGCUUGGACACAAGAAAUGAUUAUGUGACUCACGCGUAUCCACUCGUCUGUAGCGUUUUUGUAUCCUUGUUAAAACUUAUUGCCCCUUCAUUUAGCCGGUUAGCUUUUUCUUCUUCUAUUGUUUAUUGGCGGUUAGCAAGCAACUCACAAAGUUAGCUCGUUUGCUAGCGACUAUUGACCACAACAGGAAACGGCACGAAGGAGAUUGAUUGACAAUGGUCAGGACGCAGAACACAAUGGGCGGGUUGUCCCUUAGCCGAUAAGGACUCUUGUGUCUCUAUAUUUAGCCGAAUGUGCUCGUCAGGCACGUAAACACAUACUGAGACAGGUGAAGCUGCACGCGUCUCCAACACUCACAUGAGUAUACAACACCCUCUACUGGUAGCAGUAGUACAUGCAAUAACAGACACAUACAACAGAGCACUGAUGGAUCGCUCCACAGCGAUGCACAACACAAUACGUGCUCAUACGCUGUUAAAAAAAAUCUGCAAAACUGCACUUCAAAAAAUCUGCAAAACAGAGAAUCCCCAAAAGGUGAACCGCGAUGUAGCGAGGGAACACUGUACUACAACUUUUUUCUCAUAAAUUUGCAACUUUAUUCUCGUACAUUUACCACUUUAUUCUCGUAAUAUUACGUUUUUUUCCUCAUGAAUUUACGACUUUAUACUCAAAAUGUCUGAUUUUUUCCCCCCUCAAUGUGGCCCUUGUACUCCGUCGUACAAAAAGACUUGAACUGAUUAAAAGUAAAACACAGCAGCAGGGAAUAUGCCCUAUGGCAACACUGGUCAGGGUUACAGUCAAACAAUACAUAAAAAAAAAAAACCCAAAAAACGGCAAAGGGGUUUUCAACAGGUCUUUUGAAAUUGUAUUAAAAUGUAGUGCAAUUUCUUUUUAUUAUUAAAAUUAAGAAUACUAAAAAUGUAAGUAAAGAGCAUUGCUACAUACAAACAAAAAUGUAAAAAAAGAGAAAAAGUACUGUAACAUUUUGUUGUCUGUAUUUGGCGCACACUGGAAAUAGUUUGGACACCCAUGUGUAUGCUAGAAAGUACAAUAAUCCCUUGUUUGUCAUUCAUUGCUUCCACUGAGAUAAGUGCAUUUCCGCAAAGCAGGAUUGCUUAUUUAUAAAUAAAAUAUUUUUGUAGUUAGAGCAUAAAAAACCUGUUUACGACCUUGUAAAUACACGUUUUAACAUUAUUGGAACCCCUCUAGACAAAAAGUAACACAUCUGUAGUCACCUUUACGCGCCCAUUACCCAAUAUAGUAGACAUAUGGAGAGAAAAUAGGACAUUUAAGACAUUAACAAGACAUGAUUCACAUGUCAGCAUUGGGAGAGUUCCUUGGGGUUUUUCUGCUCUGUACAGUCCUUCCUGUGGUGGCUAUUGUCUCAUCAGUGUAACAUUACUGACACCUAGUGACCAGUGUAAAAUACUACAUAUCAUCACAACACCUUUGAAUGUGUCUUAUGAAUGCCUUAUAUUUGUAUUAUAUUUGUAUUCAUUUAGUCAUUUAGCCAUUUUUAUGCUUAGAAAUGCUUCAUUUAGCCAAUGCACAGAGUGAUGUUAAUUUUCAGUUAAUUUUCAUUGAUUGUAUGAUUAAUUAUGGUCUCAGGCCAUAAAAAUGGCUAAAUGAACUAAAAUACAAAUAUACGGCCUUCAGAAGACGCAUUCAAAGACGUUGAAAACAUUUAGGACAUUUAGAAAGUCGUAAACUGGUUUUCUAUGCUCUAAUUAUGAAACUAUUCAAGUUAUAAAAAAUAAAUAAGGAAUCUGGUCCACAAGUGGCUCAGGAGUUAGAGCAGGUCUUCCAGAAACCAAAAGGUUGGUGGUUUGAUCCCUGCUUCCUCCACUUAUCCUCCAGUGCUUUGGGUACCUCAAAAAGCACUAUAUACUGUAAAUCUCUAUUAUUAUUCUAUUAUUCAAUAUAACUUUGGAUAAGUUUCAGUCUGGUUUUAGAUCGCAACGCAGAACUGAUACUUAAAAGUUCAGAAUGACAUUCUUUUAUCUCUUGACUCCAAAAAACCUGUGUUGCUGGUGAUGCUUGACUUCACUGCUGCAUGUGACACGCUGGACCAGGCUAUACUCCUCCAGCGUUUGGCCGUUUAUCAGUUGUUCAAGUCAUAUUUGACUGACAGGACUUUUGCUGUAACAAUUCAUGAUUUUGUGUCUUCCACUGCUCCACUCUGGUGUGCCACAGGGAUCCAUUCCUGGCCCAGUCCUGUUUGCUUUAUAUUUGUUGCCCCUCAGUUAAGUUAUCGUCAAGCAUGACCUUUUCUUUCAUUUUUAUGUCAACGACCUCCAACCUUAUUUACCAGUUGUCCCAAACAAUCCUAACACAAUGGAUUCCGUUUUUAACUGCAUUGGAGACAUCAAGAAAUGGCCGUCACAUAACUUUUUACAUCUGAAUGAGUCCAAAACUGAAUGCAUUUUAUUAUCGCUGGUGCUGUUCCCGAUAUGGACUCUCUUGCCCCCAUUGUAAAUCUGUGAUUAGUAAUCUGGGUGUUAAGUUUGACAGCUACGGGAACUUUGGCAAACAUUGUUGGAACUAGUUUCUUCCAGCUCUGCUUUCUGCCUAAAGUGAAGCCCUUUGUUCGUCGGAGAGAUGUUGAAAGCGUCGUGUGCGAUCAUUAGUUCUCGCAUUGACUACCGUAAUGCCCUGUAUGUAUGUUGGUAACUACCAGUCUUUAUUCAACCGCUUACAACUGGCACAAAAUGCUGCUGCACAGCUUUUGACCAGCACUCGUAGACAGAGCCACAUCACUCCAGUUCUGCGCACUCUGCACUGGCUUCCAGUCUGUUUCAGAGUUGAUAUUAUUGCGGACCAUCACGGACUUUCAUCUGUUUAAAGCAAAACUGAAGACUCAAUUGCUCCAAAGUGCAUUUGGCACAUGAGACACUCUUUUAAAAUGUUAUAAUCUUUUAAUACCUUUUAUUUAUUAUUUUAUUUGAUUCUUCUUGUGUUAUUUUGCUGUUUUUUCUUGCACUGUUGUACAGCACUUUGAUUCAGCUACAGCUGAUGUAAGGGGCUAUAUACAUAAAAGUUUGAUUGAUUAUUAUAAUCCUACUUCGUGGAAAUUCACUUAUCACAGUUGGGUCUGGAACCAAUAACCGCGAUAAACGAGGGAUUUGUUUCAGCACCGUGGCGCGGUUGUCCCAUAGAACCACACAAUGAACGGAGUGAGCCCUUUUGUCAGUCAUACAGUUUGUUUUUCCCUCAGGGGUGGAGGCGGGGCCACUGGCAUACACACAGAGUGCAGAAGAGCGUAACGUAAUAGAAAUUCAAUUAGUACUGUAGACUGAAACAUAUUGUCAUAUUUUUUACAUUUUUUCACUGUACUUUUCUUAAAAGAAAUGUUAAAAUCUCGUCUCAUCUCGUUCCCGUAGACACAAUCUCGUGUAUCGUCUCGUGAACUGAGUGUCUCUAUGUACAUCUAGUCCAACAGAACUUUCAGUACCUGUCCCUCUCACUCGGUGGGCCAGAGGAACUCGAUGAUGGGGGUCCUGUAGUCUCGGGGCCGCCCGCUGAGAAGCCUGCACCUAAAUUAGUCAUAUGAAUGGGUCCAUGCUAUGAGCAGAAAAACACACAGGCGCCAUUAGCAGACAUCCUCUACUGGACUAACUUACUAACUUAGUGGCCACAGUACAAAGUAAACAACACUUUCUUGUUACUGCUUACCAAGUGUGACCAACCUUUUCCCAGGUCACAAUUAAAGACACUUUCAGCCUAUUACAGAAAAAUAUAUACUGUGUAUUGCAACUAAGCCAGCUGUUGGAAACGGUGGCUUUAAGUCAGACACACUGCUAAUACACAGGAAGUACAGCAAGUCACACCAAAUCAGAAGCAAUAGGCACAAGAAGACUUCCGUCUGAUGCUCACCUGAUAUCCAAGCAGGCCACUGUCACACUCAUCCGGCACUUCCUCUGUGAAGCGUCUCUUCUGAGGCGGAUUGGCCGGGAUGGCGGGAGGCGGUGCUUUGGGCGGCGCCACAGCUGAUGGAGGAAAGGACACGAGAGGUGGAACGGUCUGCGCAAAGAGAAGAAACGCCGACUGUUUAAUAGAGUAUGAUCACCAAUACACGCACAAUGGUUCAGCGUUAAAAAUGUGAAUAACAUUUUUUAAAAUACAACAAAAUGAUAGGUGCAGCAUUAGAAAAAUGGGAAUAACAUUGAUGAAACAAUAACAUCAAAAGUACAGAAUAAAACAUGGGAAUAACAAACACACUAAAAAUCACAAGGUGGGCAUUAACAAAAGGAAUAACAUUUAGAAAUAAAAAUUGGAAUUGAAAUUUUUUUUGACGAAUUACAUUUAAAAAAAAAAACAGAAUAAAAUUAAAAUGUGCGGCAUUAGAAAUGGGAAUGAAAUUUGAUAAUACAAUCAAAAGGAGCAGCAUAAAAAAGGGGGGGGAGUUGGGAGGCGGGACCCGUCACGUACACAACUGACUGUAUUGCAAUCGCUCCUCCAGUCCCCAGUCACAUAUCUUUAAAUAGAAAGCAACAGGCACUCCCCACCUGAGCCACAGGAGCUGGAGCAGGAGCCGGGGCAGGAACAGGGGGCGGAACAGGAACAGGCGCCGGACCCACGGGCGGUGCGAUAUUUAUAGUUGUUCCAGGUGGAUACUGAGGGAGAACACCCUUGGGUGGC